AUGAAGUAUACCGCCCUUCUUGCAGCUUUUGCUGCCCACGCUGCUGCCGUGAGUGUCUCCGGCGCUGCGGAGGGGUUCGCCAAGGGCGUUACUGGUGGCGGGUCCGCCACUGCUGUGUACCCGGAUACCAUUGACGAGCUGGUCUCGUACCUUGGCGACGACGAGGCUCGGGUUAUUGUCCUGUCCAAGACCUUUGACUUCACCAACAGCGAGGGUACCACCACCGCCACUGGAUGUGCUCCCUGGGGUACUGCUUCCGGUUGUCAGGUUGCCAUUAACCAGAACUCUUGGUGUGAUAACUACGAGUCAAGCGCUCCAUCUGUCUCUGUCACUUAUGACAAUGCUGGUAUUCUGGGUAUCACCGUUGCCUCCGACAAGACUAUUCUCGGUGAAGGCUCCAGCGGUGUGAUCAAGGGCAAGGGUCUUCGCAUUGUUAGCGGUGCCAGCAACAUCAUCAUCCAGAACAUCGCCAUUACCGAUAUUAACCCCAAGUACGUCUGGGGAGGUGAUGCCAUCACCAUCGACAACAGCGACAUGGUCUGGAUCGACCACGUCACCACUGCCCGCAUCGGCCGGCAACACAUCGUUCUUGGCACCGAUGCCUCUAAGCGUGUCACCAUCUCCAACAGCUACAUCAACGGUGUGAGCUCGUACUCCGCCACCUGCGACACCUAUCACUACUGGGGUAUCUACCUGGACGGCUCGAACGACUACGUCACCCUGAAGGGCAACUACAUCUACCACACAAGCGGCCGCAGCCCCAAGGUGCAGGGCUCGACUCUGCUGCACGCAGUCAACAACUACUGGUACGACAACUCAGGCCACGCCUUCGAGAUCGGCUCCGGCGGCUACGUGCUGGCCGAGGGCAACGUGUUCCAGAACAUCGACACCGUCGUCGAGUCUCCCGUCGAUGGCGAGCUGUUCACCGCGCCGUCGACCUCUGCCAACACGGCCUGCAGCAGCUACCUCGGCCGCGUGUGCCAGAUCAACGGGUUCGGCAGCUCGGGUACCUUCUCUCAGUCGGAUACCGGUUUCUUCUCCAAGUUCUCGGGACAGAACAUUGCGUCUGCAACGGCUUAUACAUCGGUCGUUUCGAGUGUUAACUCGAACGCGGGCCAGGGUAAGCUGUAA
Penicillium macrosclerotiorum is the source of this 1131-nucleotide messenger RNA. RefSeq names its product polysaccharide lyase family 1 protein. The record is from RefSeq and is a predicted model, not a curated record. Lineage: Eukaryota; Fungi; Ascomycota; Eurotiomycetes; Eurotiales; Aspergillaceae. Gene Ontology annotation, molecular function: pectate lyase activity. Bases 1 to 1131 code for a protein of 376 amino acids. The transcript has 4 exons.